CCCUUAUCAACACCUUUCUGUUAUUCAUUUGAUAAUAAGUUUUAGCUCCUUGAAAUCAAAACAGAUUAGUAAACCUUUUGUGGGGUAGUUUGGAUUUGUUGUUAGUUUUUUAAAUGCCUUCUAGUCUCCUUUUGCUUUCAGCUUAUGACAGUAAUUCUGAUGAAGAACAGGAUGAAGAUAACAAUGAUGUAAAUCAAACGAGGCUGCCUUUGCCUGCAUCCUUGAGAGGUGUUGAAACAGAAGAGGUCGAAGAUGAUCCCUCUUUACAUGAUGGAAGAUAUCGAUCAUUUCCUCACAAGAGAGGAAAUUGGACUUCUUUGAUUUAUAUACCUUACAAUGAGACAGUUUCUUUUGAUCACUUAUUUGAUCAAUUAUUUGAACUUUGUUCACCUGGCAUCAAACUAAUCAAAAUAAAAGAUCCACAUGUUAGCUUAACCAAAACUUUUGUUUUAUUAUAUCAUUGGAUUAAAGAAUUUCAUCUUUCAAUCAAAGAAAAAAUCAAAGUACUCCACAGCUAUGAAGUUUGCUUUGAUGGGAUUGAAGUAUAUUGCAAUGAAGACCAAUCGAGAACCUUUUUGGGACUCACAGUUGGUACAGGAAAAAAUGAGAUUGAAUCAACCGUUCAGCUUUUUGAUAGCUGUUUGAAAGAAUAUCGUCUAGAACCAUUUUAUAAGGAAGGAUCAUUUCAUAUGAGCAUAGCAUGGUGUCAUGGAAAUAAGAAAACGGCCAUUAAGGAAAGAAUAUUUGCCAAGAAAAGUUUAAUAGAUACUUUAUCUAAUAAAUCAGAAUUUUCUAUAUCUGUGAAUGCUUAUAUUUUCAAAACAGGAUUUAAGGAAUUUAUUUUGAAACUUCAAUGAUUUAGUAGUUUUGUUGAUGAAUAUUUAUUUAAUGUUCAAGUAAUUAAACCAUGAGACUGUUUAUAUUUAUUUUUAUAGUAAAUUUUUCAAAAACUGUAAUAAAUUAUAUGAUUCUGAGAUUACUUAAA
Nezara viridula (southern green stink bug) is the source of this 985-nucleotide messenger RNA. The record is from the annotation of a GenBank genome assembly. NCBI's taxonomy places the organism in Eukaryota, Metazoa, Arthropoda, Insecta, Hemiptera, Pentatomidae.